Molecule: messenger RNA, 861 nt
Organism: Rotaria sp. Silwood2
Lineage: Eukaryota; Metazoa; Rotifera; Eurotatoria; Philodinida; Philodinidae
Source: the annotation of a GenBank genome assembly
AUGGGAAAAUUUGAAGAAAACUAUAAUUGUGAAUUAUGUCAAUAUAAUAUUGUUCGUGGUCGUGGUUUAUUUGCUCGUGGUAUCAUCGAAGCACAAAUAGCAUCACCAUUUUAUACGCCUGUUUAUGCUGCAUUAGUUUCUGUUAUUAAUUCAAAAAUUCCACAAAUUGGUGACUUAGUUGUCAAACGACUAAUAUCAUUAUUUCAUCAAUCAUAUCAACGAAAUGAUAAAACUAAUUGUUUGACAACAACAAGAUUUAUUGCACAUCUUCUUAAUCAAAAUGUCUUACAUGCAAUAGCUGUAUUAGAAAUGCUUGUUAGUUUACUGCGAAAUCCUUCUGAUGAUAGUAUUGAAUUAGCUAUUGAACUUAUAAAAAAAUGUGGACAAAAACUAUCUCAAGUUUAUCCACGUAUAUUAGAUUCGUUUUUUUCAACAUUAAGAAAUUUACUUCAUGAAUCAUCAUUAGAUAAACGUACACUAAAUAUGAUUGAAGUUUUAUUUACUAUACAAAUAGAUCAAUUUAAAGCAAAUCCACGUAUUCCAUUUGGUCUUGAUUUAGUUGAUGAAGAUGAUCAAUAUAAACAUGUGAUUUCAUUACAUGAUCCAUGUGAACUUGACCCAAUGCUUGAUGUAUUUCAAUACGAUGAACAAUAUGAAGAAAAUGAAGAAAAAUACAAGCAAAUUCGAAGAACAAUUCUGAGUGAAACUAAUGUUAAUGAAGAUGAAUCAAGUUCCAGUUCAUCAAAUAGUGAUGAAGAAGAAAAACAAGAUGAUCGAGUAAAAAAGGAGUUUUUUAUUGAUGGUGGUGAUGAUAAAUCUAUUAAUGAUACAGGUGGAGCUUUUUUAUUGAUGCUUGAUUAG